Messenger RNA from Anopheles stephensi (Asian malaria mosquito), 1529 nucleotides. RefSeq lists its product as uncharacterized. Lineage: Eukaryota; Metazoa; Arthropoda; Insecta; Diptera; Culicidae. The coding region runs from base 298 to 678 and encodes 126 amino acids. Gene Ontology annotation, biological process: septate junction assembly. The transcript is spliced from 3 exons. The record is from RefSeq and is a predicted model, not a curated record.
CGCACUGCCAUCGCACACGCAUCGGCGAGCACACACUGGGCUCAAGCGUCUGGGUGACCCCCGGAACAGGCCCCAGUUGUACUCGAAACGUUCAAGCAACCGGUCGGCUUUUACGGCUAGUGUCAUCGAAGUGUGCCGCAAGCAUUUGUUGUUGGUGUCUGCGAAUCUGUUUGUUAUUCGGGUGUGAGGAAUUGCUUCCGUAAUAGGACCACCGAGCUCAACCGACCGAGUGUACCAGCGUCCCAACUUCAACCCGUAGAAUUUGUAGAACGAAACCAAAAUCAAAACAAAACAAAAAUGGCCAUUGCUCGAUUGUCCAUUGUUAAAUUCCUGGAGUUGGCACUCGCCAUCACCUGUGUGAUCCUACACUACAAAAGCCUGGGUGAGCGAGAUGACAUCACCAAGCUCCUAGUGGCUGGCACAUUCGUCGGGUACAGUGUGAUCCUUAUCGCCCUGUUCGCCGGUUACUUGCUGAGCAAUCCCGUCAAUAAGAAACUGGACCUGUUCUUCAGCCUGAUCGGAUGUGCGAUGUUCAUCGCCUCCGGUGUGCUGAUUCUGAAGGAGUGGGAAAAUAGCUGGAGCUCCGACACGAAGAAGAUCGCCAACUUCAAGGGUUCGCUCGCGAUCACCAACGGUUUGCUGUUCUUCUUCGACGCCAUCUUCACGCUGCGCGACUAAAUCGCGGUCGCCAUCUACAAAAACUUUUCCCGCCUUCUAAUGUGCUAUGAUAAGAGUUGCGUUUUUUAGUUUUGUUUCGGUUAUUUGUUUUAAUGUACGUAACCCUCAUCAAUUGAUACGCAAUUGUUAAACGCAUCCACCGGAAGUUAUGGAUACGCAAAUAUGUCUACCACUGGAGAGUGACACCAUUUCACACAUCAUUACUGGAACAACAAAAACGAUUUGCGAUAAGAAUGUUUUUAACUCAUCCACAAUUUGCCACAUUUGAUCAAGAUCAAACAGAAACCCGCGACUUCCCAAUCAAUCCAAAGAACGUGCCACGUAACUUUCGCAACAGAUGGCGCUACAGUACGCAUUGAAAGCGCUCUGUGCAUAUCGCUCGGCAAACUUUCAGGUGCAUCACACAUUGCGUGCAAUGUAGAUUCGCAUCGGAAAUGUUUGCACACAAUAACAACGACACGUCUAGAGGUGCGCCAGUCGUCGUGAUUCAUUUAUCUUUUGAUUUUUUGAGGGAGAUACCCUCCUUUUGAGGGAGAUACCUACCUUUUAUUUGUAUUUGUGAUCUAAAUUUUGUCUCGUUUGCUAUCACACGCUAAAUUAUCACAUUUCCUAAUCAAGAGACGACAGUCGAUGAAUCUCGCAAAAUUACCUGUCUGAAGAUUGCACGGACAUCAGCUUUGUGUCUGCUUUCAGCUUUCUCUACACGGUAGGUACGCGGUCCAAUAUCGCUACACACACUACUGCAACGAUUAUACGCAUUACCUCUAAAAUAUGAUAUUAUAUCUACGUUUUGAGUAUGUACUCUUUUGAUAUAUGUGUAUGCAAAAUAAAACUAAAUGUACAAAAAAAAA